This is a messenger RNA of Closterium sp. NIES-65, 2115 nucleotides long. The record is from the annotation of a GenBank genome assembly. NCBI's taxonomy places the organism in Eukaryota, Viridiplantae, Streptophyta, Zygnematophyceae, Desmidiales, Closteriaceae.
AUGGCCACGUCAGCGCCAGCGAUUCCAGACAUUGGCCAGGCAGUGGAAGAUCUCUCCGCUCGAGUCGCCGCGGAGAUUAACGGCGGCGCCGAUUCCGCCGAUUCCGCCUCCGCGGAAGCCGCCGCCGCCGCUGCGUCCGCUGCGGCGGGGCCUCCGGCGGUGGACGAGAUCGAGAGCCUGUGCAUGCGGUGCCACGAGCAGGGCACGACGCGGCUCCUGCUGACACGUGUCCCGCAUUUUCGGGAGCUCGUGAUCAUGGCGUUCGAGUGCCCGCAUUGUAACGAGUCCAACAACGAGGUACAGUUCGCCGGGUCGUUACAACCCGCCGGCGUACGGUUCUCCCUUUCCGUACCGGUCUCCGCGGAAGGAGCAGCCGAGGAAACCAUAGACUCCCACGAGGCGCUGAUGAACCGCCAAGUGGUAAAAUCCGAUUCGGCGACGAUCCGCAUUCCGGAGAUCGACUUUGAGAUUCCGCCCGAGUCGCAGCGCGGCACGCUCACCACAGUGGAGGGCGUCUUGACCCGCGCGCACGACGGGCUCGGCGCGCUGCAAGCGGAGCGCCGCGCGGCGGACGCCGCCGUCGCCGCCGCAAUCGACGAAUUCCUCGCGAAGCUGAAAUCCUGCAUCGACGGCUCACGCGCGUUCACGCUCGUGCUAGACGAUCCGUCGGGUAACAGUUACGUCGAGAACCCGCGCGCUCCGGAGCCCGAUCCGAUCCUGAAAGUUGAGCAUUACGAGCGCACGGCAGAGCAGAACGAGAAGCUAGGGUUUCUCGCGGCUCCCGCGGGCGCGGGGGAAGACGGGGAAGCGGGGGAAGGUUCAGGGGGAGGCGCAGCGGGGGAUCCGACCAAGCUUCCGCACGGGUCGGUGGGUGCUGAGCUGGCGUACCGCGCGAUUGCCGGCGGGAAUAACGCGGACCUGGCGAGUAACGCGCUGCUGUGCGGGUACUCCGCGCCCGAGGAGGUGAUGGUGUUCCCCGCCACCUGCAGCGCGUGCGGCGCUAGCGGCCCGGCGAGCGGCGCGGAGGGCAGCGCGAAGAGCGGCGCAGCGAGUGAUCCGGCGAGUGGCGGGUCGAGUGGCGCGACUGGGGACGGGGGGGAGGAGGAUGGGGAAAAGGUGGACGCAGAGGGGAAGGCGGAGGGGGGAGCGGAAGGGGGAGCGGAGGGAGAAGCAGCACACGUGGACGAGGUCUGCGUGACGCGCAUGUUCGCGACGCGGAUUCCGUAUUUCAAGGACGUCAUCCUGAUGGCCACGUCAUGCGACGCGUGCGGGUAUAAGAACUCCGAACUUAAAGCGGCCGGCGGCGUCGCGCCUAAGGGACGCAAAAUCACCCUCACGGUCCGCAACCAGAAGGAUCUAUCCCGCGAUAUAAUUAAAGCCGAAUCCGCGGCGGUGUAUAUCCCCGAAAUUGAAUUAGAACUAGGCGCUGGGACUCUAGGCGGACGCGUGACUACAGUGGAGGGGCUUGUAACGGAAAUCGCGGACAGCUUGAAACGGAUCCGGCCGUUUGAGAUCGGGGACAGCGCGCCCGAGUGGCAGAGGAGCAAAUGGCAGGAUUUGGAUAAGCAGCUGCGCGCGCUGGCUGCUGGUGAACCUGUGAGCGUGAAACGUAACAGAGCCGGUGCUGGUGCUAGUGGUGCUGGGAAUGAGAAUGAGUCAGGAGCUAAGAGGAAGUCGGAGAACGAGAAGGGAGAAUCGGGGGAGGGAGGGGGGGUGGAGGAGGCGGAGGGGGAGGAGAUGGAGGAGUUGACGGAGUGGCAUUUGGUGCUGGACGACGCGUUGGCGAACUCGUUCGUGUCGUUUGUGGGCGAGCGACUGGAGGACGAUGGGCAGGUGCAGGUAGAGGAGUAUGUGCGGUCGUGGGAGCAGGAUGAGGAGCUGGGACUGCAUGACAUGCGGACAGGGGAGGAGCAUGGGCAGGGCAAAGCUGAGCUGGAGGCGAUUCAAGAUAGGCUUGAAGGCAAGAAGGUAAAAGUGCAGGUGGAGGAGUAUGUGCGGUGGUGGGAGGAGCAGGAUGAGGAGCUGGGGCUGCAUGACAUGCGGGUGGGGGAGGAGCAUGUUCAGGAGGAAAAGGUGACAGAGGAGAAGAGUGAUUUGGAGUCGAUUCAAGAGUGA